Messenger RNA from Daphnia pulicaria, 2888 nucleotides. Its product is annotated as sodium-independent sulfate anion transporter-like. Bases 331 to 2250 code for a protein of 639 amino acids. Gene Ontology annotation, cellular component: membrane. Gene Ontology annotation, molecular function: secondary active sulfate transmembrane transporter activity. The record is from RefSeq and is a predicted model, not a curated record. Gene Ontology annotation, biological process: transmembrane transport. NCBI's taxonomy places the organism in Eukaryota, Metazoa, Arthropoda, Branchiopoda, Diplostraca, Daphniidae. The transcript is spliced from 11 exons.
AGUUGAAUUUGCAUACAACGACGUGGCUCUAUCGUAUUGACAUGACAGGAGAACUUGUUUACGAAUUAAUAUUCCGCCCCUAGAACGAGGAGAUCGGAUCCUUCUUUGCCUCUUCGCUUCUCUCGCUAUAUAAUUGGGAAGAUGGAACGAAUGAAAUAAGAGUACAUUAGUGGUUUCUGUGCAUGCUGGGGAGAUCUUUUACUCUCUCUCACAACUUCCUGGUUUCCAUAGGGACUCAACCACACAAAUUAGAUAACAAUUUAGGCACAAAUUGAACAAACAGUUUUUGAUCCAAUAGGGUUUUUUUCCUGCCGUCAAGAGUCCUGUGAAAUGGUCGUGAUAAAUGAUGAUGUAUUUCCUCACCACCUUGAAAAUGAUGCCAAUGGUAGUGAUGAUAGAAGCGAAUCCGAUCUUGGUAGCAUCUCCCAAGUCAAGCAGUGGAUUCGUGGAUCAUGCACAACUGAGCUGUUGAAAAGGAGGCUGCCGUUCCUGCAGUGGGCACCAACUUACACUUUUCGCUCAAUCUUCCACGACUGCAUAGCUGGCUUCACAGUUGCCCUGACAGCCAUCCCUCAAGGAAUCGCUUAUGGAGCAGUUGCCGGUCUUCCUGUUGAAUAUGGAUUAUACACAGCGUUCGCUGGUCCCUUUGUCUACGCGCUGCUGGGUUCUGUACGACAGAUCACCGUUGGUCCGACAGCUGUCAUGGCCAUUAUGACGCAUGAAUACACAUUAAAAGGUGGUGCACCUUACGCGAUUGUCCUGUCUUUUCUGGCUGGCUGCAUUGAGCUGAUGGCCGGUCUUUUGAAUUUGGGAUGGAUUAUGGACUUUAUUUCGGGACCCGUCAUUUCAGGUUUUUGCUCCGCCGCUGCUGUCACCGUCAUCGUGGCACAAUUUAAAACGCUUUUGGGUCUCACAUUCCCCGGCUCGUCUUUCGCCAAAGUCUUUCCAGGCAUCUUCGCCAACUGGAUGGAUAUCAGUUUAUGGGAUACCGUCCUCGGUUUUUCCUUCAUACUCUUGCUGCUCCUUCUCAAGAACCUGACUCUAUUGAGGAAAACUUGCACCAACUGGAGUUGCCUUCGCAAUCGACAUGUUAGCAAGGCCAUCUGGUUCGUGUCGACUUGUCGUAACGCUCUGGCCGUCAUCCUCGGAUGCGUGAUUGCCUACUCGUUCGAGCUCUAUGGAUACCACCCGUUCAAUCUCACAGGCGAAAUCAAAUCGGGGGUGCCGUCCUUUCAUCUGCCGCCGUUUAGUUUCGAGCGACCCGUAUCCAAUUCGUCCAACUCGUCCAAUCCGGAAUUCGAGUUGGUGACAUUCGACACCAUCUUGUCGGAUCUGGGCAUGGGGCUGGCCAUGGUCCCCAUCAUUGCCAUACUCGAGCAAGUGGCAAUCGCCAAAGCCUUUUCCAACGGAGGGAAGACGGACUCGACCCAAGAGAUGAUCGCCGUCGGAAUGGGAUCGAUAUUUUGUUCCUUUUUCGGAUGCCUGCCGUUGACGGCCUCGUUCUCUCGCAGCUCCGUCAUGUCGGCCAGCGGAGCGAAAACUCAAUUCGCCAAUUUCUUCAACGGCUUUGUGAUACUGAUAGCCCUGAGCUUUUUGAUGCCGACUUUUUAUUACAUUCCUAAAUCCGUGCUGGGUGCGGUCAUCAUAGUCGCCGUCUACUCAAUGGUUGAAUUUGAUGAAAUUCUUCCCAUGUGGAGAGGAAGAAGGAUCGAGUUGAUACCGUUCGCCACCACAUUCUUCUGCUGCUUGCUAAUCAACAUCGAGUACGGCAUCUUAGCCGGAGCCUUGAUCCAUUUGCUCUUGCUGGCGCACGAAGCCACCCGGACGAAAUCCAGUUACAUCCGCUACAAGCAAGGUGUAGGCGAGCGUAUCAUUCUCAGGGCUGAUCGCAAUCUCUACUUCCCCACCGUGGAGAGAUUCCGGCAAGCACUCGGCAGGAUUGCCAGCGACAAUCCCAACGAGUCGACUCCUAGGAGUAUCGUGAUCGACAUGAGUCGCGUCAGCCAAGUGGAUCACACUUCACUCAAGAUGCUAAAAGCAAUGCUGUCCGUCUGGGACAAGAAAGGCGAGCGAUACUCUUUCGCCAAUGUCAGUCCGGAUCUCGAGAGAAAUAUGCUGGCCGUCCUGCCAGCCGGAAUCAACAUUUUAAGGGUCCGCACCGACUCGGCCGACAGCGACGAGAAUGCCGAAGAGGCCGGAGCCUUGCUGGCGGUUUCGACUUGCGGAAAAGACGGCGGACAACGCGCCUAGCCCAAUAAAGUAUUUCCAUAACGGUUUUUAUUCGGGGUGGGGCGGAAUAACUUAAAAAUCUCCAUAUCAAAGGGAUAAUUUUUUUUUUUUUUUUUAAAUAACGAGUUGCAACAAAUAAUUUAAGCCAAUAACUUUUGUUAGGGAAUUAAUUUUUAUCGAAAAUAUAGCGCAGUACCAAAAAAAGUACAGUGACAAAAUUUCAAAAAAAAAAGCUGGCAAAUUUGUUAAAAAAUAUUUAUUUGCCUUUCAUAUUGGAUUUUUCUAAUUUUAAAAACUUUUUCUUUAAAAAAAAACGAGUCUCUGGCCAGCCCUUUUUUUUUUUUAAAUCACUGCACAAUCUCCUACUACAUUAAUCCAGUUUUGCACUUAGAUCAAAAUUUCGCACAUCAUUUUUAAAAACGAAUUUUUCUUUGCCUCCAGUUAUUCUUUUUAUUUGUUGCGUUAAGUUUCAGUUGUUAGCGGGCCGGAUUGAUUGAGAAUUCGAGUAAAUCUUUAAGAAGCUCUCAGACAGAUUUCUUGAACCCGAUGCCCCUCCUUUUGUUACCCAAGACUAGAUAUCUUUUGAUUCCCAUGGCUGAAAGGCAGAGAAAAAUAAAUGCCUUAUUGUAUUGAAAAAUAGACUUUUCUUUCUCUCUUUC